GUAGGCUCUGUCUUUAAGUUCAGUUCAAAAUUUUCGUCCGUUAAGCACUUCCAACACCUUACAUUUUUUCGUGACAUAAGGAGGGUACUGGGGAGUCCUUCCGAAAUGUCCUGCUUAUUUCGCUGCCCUUUAUGCCCUUAUAGUUCACAGUCGCCUUGCAUUUAUCGUCCAUAAUGCGGCGCAUGCGCACCCACAACUUUGUGCGAGACAUCCUAGUUUCGGAGGGUCCUCCGACGCUAACGCCGAGGUUUUACAUCUUGCCCGAUGGAAACAGGUGGCACCUGGAAAAUGUGGAAACUGUGGAAAAUUUGCAGCGAGGAGUGUGCCAGUACCGGCGGCAUAUUAAGGCGGCUGGGGCAGACUGCUUUGCUGUCAGCGCGGAGCGAGUCAAUGACCUGGCUGACGCCGUCCAACUGUCUGCCGAUCUGGAGCCAGCGGCUGGGCCGCAACUGCGUCGCUGCUCGGAGCCAGAACUUCGACGUGGAGCUGACGGGACGACUCUGGUCGCUGUCGGGCGGACUGCAUCCGAGGGCUCCUUGGUUCGACCGGAAGGUGCGUGGGCAUCAAACGCUCGGAUGCUGCGUGGUGGCCUGUUGUGUGGCCAGUACAUUCCGCCACCUUGGCGAGUGGAGCGGAAAGCUGCUGGACGCCAUCGUGGUUAAUGGAAACCGCUACUUCCGCGCCAGCGUGGAGCAGAGCGAGCGUUGGGACCUUCAUUCGGGUGUGGACGAUGCCAGGUGCAACUUGAGCUGGUGGCCUUCGGGCUCCCCAGCCAGUAGAGAAAUGAGUUCGCUAGAGGGCCUCAACUACUUCUUCACGCGCUUUCAGUUUGGCCUGCUGGAGUGCCAGGAGCGUCGCUUCUCCUUCGGGCACAGCUCCAGCCGCGAUGGUGGCUACUUCCUGUUCGACUGUUCCGCGUGGGCCGAAGCCCUAUUCCCGGACGACAUGGGCGCCUUCUACGUGAUGCUGGCCAAGCAUUUGCAGAUGCUACUCUACUGCGUGGUGGUCACGCUCAAUGUGCGGCGCCGAAAUGUCGAGUUCCGGCUUUAUAACGUGGACGUGGCCCGAUUGCCCGGUGAUGCCCGAAAAUGCAGUUGCGAAUCUGAAGGCGAAAAAUGAUAAGCCUUAGUUAUCUGACCCAUUUUGAUUUUAUUAUAGCCAUGCUGACAAUAUAAUUUGAUCGAAAGUUCGCCAGGAAGCAGUAUACGAAUUCUGUGCGACAAAUAAGAGGUACCCCUUAAAC
Messenger RNA from Drosophila melanogaster (fruit fly), 1243 nucleotides. RefSeq lists its product as uncharacterized. The transcript has a single exon. The record is from RefSeq and is marked reviewed. NCBI's taxonomy places the organism in Eukaryota, Metazoa, Arthropoda, Insecta, Diptera, Drosophilidae. The coding region runs from base 265 to 1119 and encodes 284 amino acids.